GCUUUCCUUCGGUUCGCUCUCAGUUUCAAUCGCGCGUUCCGAGCUUGCUCCGGAAGAGCGCGAACCGCAAAAUCGGAGAGAUCGGCGAAACGGACGGGGGAGGCCGUGAUAGUCGAGAUCGUGCAAAACCACAAUGAACCACCUCGAAAUAUAAGUGACGAGGGAUCGGGAACCACGACUGGCCUGAUCGCGCGCCGAUCGAUCUCGAUCGCGAACACCGGCUUAUUCGCGUGACCGGCUGCUGUCUUCAUGAGACAUGUCACAUGCAACACGUGCUCCGUGACGCGGCCAAAAAUGAAAAAUCCGCGGGACGAUGGAUGCAAUUGAGCUUGCGAAUACAGUUAGAAUGCAGUGAAAAAGUUUAAUCUGUCGGUGAAGGAGCGACUGGAGAACGCGAUCGCGAAUGUGUAUUUUCUAUCGAAAUAUCACGACAACCGUAUACGAUACGGUCCGAUACGCGCGUGUUUUUCGCCGUUAAAGAAAGUCGACAAGACACGCGAGAUUUUUUCCCGUUAUCUACAGUAAAAAGGACCGAAACAUCUCGAGUUUGAAAUUGUUCGUCCGUGCGUGUAGCUGUCUCUCUGCCGGCUCUGUCGACCGGAAAGCACGUGACAUCGCCCCGCUGGGUGUUCCACUCUUUUCCUAUAAAGAAUUCGAACCUGAUUCGUAUACAAAUUGAGCGAUCUACUUCUAUUUACGAUUGGCGCGAAUUUCGCGAAAGAAACUUGGUGUUAAUUUUAAUAAAAUACCGUGUUCUUCAUCACCAUGUAAUUUCGAAUUUUGUGGAAAAGAUACUUCUGGUAUUAUUAUAGCAAAAAAAUUUGCACUUCUUUCUGUGUGCAUGAUAAUUGAAGGUUAGAAUUAUGAUAAGUAUUAUUACUAAUAAAAAGAUAGAAUUGAAUCUACAAUUCGUUAGAUCCGUUUCAAAUAACUAGUGGUUUCUGUGUAUUCGAAAUUGAAAUUAUAAAUUGAAGAAUUUUAUUUUCAGUUUGUCUUAAAAUUAAACUUUUAAGAUUCGUGAAAAAUUCAAAGUUUUAAUUCCUAGAUAAAACUAAAUAACAAUACGUAAUUAUGAAGUUAUAAUAUUAAAAUUAUUUCUACUGAUUCCGAUUGUCCUUUGGUUGUUAUAAAAAAAAAAAAUCAUGAAAGCCCGCAACUUCGACUUUGACCGCCACACUAGCUCUGCUUCCACGUGUUACCGUCCUUGGCGAGUAUGAAAUUCGGCGACAGCGCGGCGUUCGGAUACAAAUCAUCUUGCUUUUUUUCGAAAGAAACAUCAAUCGUCGGCGUGAAAACGAGUAAGACGAUUGAACGUAAUGUGAAUCAUAAAAAAUCGUGCUAACGUUCCUUUCGCGCAACCUGAUUGGAGAACAGCUGCUAUGAUGAGAACGAGAGCAAUUUUUGAACUUAUAAAAUUAAAAAUAAAAUAGUGAUAUCUUAUAAUUCUUAGUAAACUUAAAAUGUAGAUGCUAAAUGUACUAAGUUACAAUGUAGCAACCAAAACGGAUUAUGUGUAACGAAAUUAAUCAAAACAUCUCUCACUUUCUAAUUUCGGACCUGUGUCGCAACCGAGCUCCUAAAGAGCACGUGCGUGUUUCGUAAUUAGUGAAGUGUGAUGGUCAAGAUGUCUAAUGAUUGUCGUUUCGUCGAAGUUAAAUUGGACCGCGCCAGGAACUGCAAUGAACCCCUCAAGCGAAAAUCUAACACUUUAAAGGAGAAACGAGAUUAUCUACAUCAAUUAUCUCAGGACAUUGAUACACGCAAAAUUUCAGAAGCUCUCUCUCGUGAAUGAAGACGUGUGCUCACAUGCAUAAUGAAAAUGGCGAAAAAUGAAGACAAAUAAAAAUACAAUACACGUCCAUCAAAAUCACGAAGGACAAUCGGCGUAUUGUCUCUCUGGAAAGAACAAAGGGAUGCACAUCACUAUAUAUGAAAACGUGUUUAAUAAAACGUAGCAAAAAGAAAAUUCGAAAAUAUGAGCCGCUGACCUUUUUAUUCCUUUCAUUAUCAUCGCGUUGGAUGCAAACUCAACAAGAUAUGAAUCACAGCAGGCGCAUUAUAUGCAACGGAGGCUUGAACCACGCUGCUGCAAGAUACGCUGCGGUCGGGAUGCUCCAAGUGAGACUCGAUGUAAUAUCAAAACGCGUUGCGAACGGCUAUCCGAAUGGACCACGAGCAGCCGCGAGUGACUCGUUCUUCCUCUCGCGUAACCGACCCCAGUGCGGAAAAUGCUUCGCGACGCGCAAUAAUUAGACAGAUAGUCCCGUCGAGAUAAAGGUGUAACGUAACGUCAGGAGGACGCGAUGGCGUCGCGGACGAGAAAGCGGUGGUGCGUGAAUGGUGUUUUAGUGCGAUUGACGCUGACUCUGUCGGGUUUGUGCGCGGGUCAUUGUGCGAGUAUCGACCUGACCACGACGAUGAUUAUGACGAGAGCAUCGCCGACGACGGCGACGACGACAACGGUAGGGACGGGAAUGACGAUGGCCACGACGAAGCCGGCUGGUGACCUUAGGGAGUGCGUCGGGGGUAUGCAGAUGGUGAGACCCAAGAAGGAGGUGAGACUGGCAGUGAUCGUGCCGGGCGAUCCUCGCCACGAACAGAGUCUGCAGAGAGUACUGCCAGCGGUACUGCUAGCUGUGAAAUACGUCAGCUCACCCAGGGGACCUUUACCGGGAUGGAACAUCAAGGUGGACUUUCGUGACUCAAACUGCUCCAGCAUUAAGGGGCCCUUGUACGCGUUCGAGUUCUACACCAACAAGACAGCAGAUGCUUUCCUGGGUCCCGUAUGCGAAUACGUGAUCGCGCCCGUGGCAAGAUACGCGGGUGUAUGGGACAUACCCGUGCUGACGGCGGGGGCGCAGGCGGAAGCGUUCCGUUUCAAGAACGAUUUUCCGACGUUAACCAGGAUGAUGGGCUCUCAUCAACUGGUGAGUGAGGCGCUCAGGCACAUCCUACGCCGUUUUGGGUGGAAAAUCUGCGGACUGCUGCUUCACAAUUACAACAAGACGAGUAAGGACAAAAAGGGCAAUUCCGAAUGCUACUUCAGACUGAGCGCCGUGUUCGGCGCAAUCGAAUCUAAGCUCAAUUACAAACCGGAGGUGAAGGCGUUCGACCAGGAUACGGCCAACGCCGAGGAAUACAGAGACUUGCUCAUCCAUAUCUCGAAAACCGCACGGAUUAUAGUAAUGUGCGCUAAUUCAACGACCAUCCGAGAAAUAUUGCUAGCUGCUGAGGAGCUCGGAAUGGUGGACUCAGGGGAGUACGUGUUCUUUUCCAUAGAGCUCUACUCAAGCGAUAAUAAUUCCAAGGAGCCAUGGAGAGUCGAGAGCGACACCGAUGAUAGAAACGAAAAAGCCCGAAAGGCUUAUCAGGCCUUGCUAACGGUGACAACGCGCACCCCAGACAACCAAGAGUACCAGAAUUUUUCGCGCGAAGUUAAAUCUUUGGCUCAAAGCAAAUACAACUUCACCUUUGGUAACAGCUCGGUCUCUACCUUCGUGACGGCAUUUUACGACGCCGUGCUGCUUUAUGCCCUCACCCUUAAAGAGAGCCUGCAGGAGAAACCGGGUGAGGUCAUCCCAGACGGCGGUAACCUAACCCGAAGAAUGUGGGGAAAGAGUUUCAAGGGAAUAACCGGCGAUGUAAACAUAGACGAGAAUGGCGACAGAAUUGUGGAUUAUUCUCUGCUGGACAUGAAUCCAGAAACAUCGAGAUUCGAAAUUGUGGCCAAUUAUUAUGGUGUGAAUAAAACAUUGGAAUAUGUCCCUGGGAAGCAAAUUCAUUGGGCCGGAGGUCGUUUGGAACCACCUCCGGAUACACCUACUUGCGGAUUCGAUGGAUCGUUAUGCCCAGAUAAUUCUCUUCCGGGAUACGCUAUUCUCUCCAUGGUAUUGAGCUCCAUCGUGGUUGUUCUCGUCGUCGGUUCAGUACUUAUUUAUCGGCGCUUUAAACUGGAAGCGGAAAUUGCCUCCAUGACGUGGAAGGUGCAUUGGGACGACGUAAUUGUGAUGCCUAACGCGAAGACAAGAGGCUCCAUGUAUUCCCUAAUCGCGAAUAAGUUUCGCGGUAGUCAAAUGACGAUAUAUUCUGAGGAUAACGCAAGUUUACCAGAUGAUGGUGAUAGAAAUGUGUAUGUUCCUACAGGAUUUUAUAAGAAUUCGAAAGUUGCUAUAAAAUUGAUACCGAGGAACAAAGUAGAAAUCUCAAGACCUUUGUUGCUAGAGCUAAAGCGGAUGAAGGAUCUCCAGCACGAUCAUCUUGUACGAUUUUACGGUGCCUGUCUCGAGCCGCCGCAUUGUUGCCUCCUAACCGAAUACUGCCCCAAAGGAUCUCUUCAGGAUAUACUAGAGAACGAACAGAUAAAGCUCGAUCGCGUGUUCCGGGGAUCUCUGAUACACGACAUUGUGCGCGGCAUGGUGUAUCUCCAUGCGUCGGAAGUGAAGAGUCACGGUAAUCUCAAGUCUACGAACUGCGUCGUUGAUUCACGAUUCGUCCUAAAGAUCGCCGACUUCGGCUUGCACGAGUUGAGAAGGAGCGCGGACGAGGACGCGGAUGGCGACAGGAACAGCUACGCCUAUUGGAGGAAACAACUGUGGACAGCGCCGGAACUAUUGAGGAUGGAGAGACGGCCGCCCGAGGGUACUCAGAAAGGCGACGUGUACAGCUUUGCUAUAAUCGUUCACGAGAUCGUAGUGCGCCAAGGGCCAUUCUACUUGGGAGACAACGAACUCUCUCCAAACGAAAUAGUAGAAGGUGUCAGAAGAGGUGGCGGUUCACCCUUAAGGCCUGUAAUCGAUGACGCUUCCGUUGAAGAAGAGGUAGCUACUCUAAUGAGAAAAUGCUGGGCGCAAGAUUCCGCGGACCGACCGGAUUUUCCUGCCUUGAAGCAAACGAUUCGUAAAAUUAAUAAGGACUACGAGAGCAGCAAUAUCCUGGACAAUUUACUAUCCCGUAUGGAGCAGUACGCCACGAAUUUAGAAACGCUGGUAGAGGAACGCACGGCUGACUACCUCGAGGAGAAACGUAAAUGCGAAGAACUUCUUUACCAGUUACUACCAAAAUCGGUGGCGUCGCAGUUGAUCCUCGGCCAAAGCGUAAUCGCCGAGACGUACGAUCAAGUGACAAUUUACUUCAGCGACAUCGUGGGCUUCACGAGCCUGUCGGCCGAGAGCACACCACUGCAGGUGGUCGAUCUGCUGAACGACCUCUACACGUGUUUCGACUCCAUUAUCGAGAACUUCGACGUUUACAAAGUGGAAACGAUAGGAGAUGCCUACAUGGUCGUAUCGGGACUACCAGUGAGAAAUGGCAUGAAUCACGCUAGAGAAAUUGCGAGGAUGAGUUUAGCCCUCAGGGAUACGGUAAUGACAUUCAGGAUUCGCCAUAGACCAACCGAGCAAUUAAAACUUCGUAUCGGCAUGCAUUCUGGACCAUGCGUGGCGGGCGUGGUAGGGCUCAAGAUGCCUAGAUACUGCCUGUUUGGCGAUACGGUCAACACAGCAUCCAGGAUGGAGAGCAACGGAGAAGCUUUGAAGAUCCAUGUCAGUCCAAAGACGAAGGAAAUACUGGAUACCUUUGGUACAUUCGAGCUCGUCUGCAGGGGAGAAGUCGUAUUAAAGGGUAAGGGUCCGAUGACCACCUAUUGGUUGAUAGGCGAAAAACCGACGAACAACAACGUGCAACAAGCAAAUCCCACGACGACGAUCGGCCAAAUAUCGAUACAGGAUCAACAUUCCGUCACCCCGCAAAUUCAAACGACGCAGUCGAAGCAACAGGAACAACGGGCGCUCUCUUCCGCCGGUCAGCAACACAAAUUUUAUGGUCAACCGGAUCAGCCGUUCCCGAGCCAGCAAUCGAUUCAGUCGAAGAGUCAGGAGUCGCGGGGUGGCCAGCAGGGACAUCCGGGUCAACAGAGACCGCAAGAGUCGCAGCAUCAGGGUUUAAUGACCGCCCAGCCGCGGUGUCAAGCGGCCCCGAUCAAUUCAACGCCACCGGCCGCGAAUCAGAUUCAAGGUCAGAAAUCCACGGCGAUCAAUCUUACCUGCGGCCUCACCGGCGUGACCGGAAACGGCGCGCCCAAAUCGGUGGUCGCGUCGCGCAACGUCGUCGCGACGCCGAUCGGCAAUUCCUCGCCGUCCCGCAACCGCACGGCAACGAGCGGACCGCCGUCGAGCGCAAACAACUCCGUGCACCAGGUGUACCCGGCGGCCGAGAGUAUGCCCAAUCACACCGAGAGCGGUCCCAACGCGCCGCUUCUGCUACCCGCGGGCGCGGUCCCCAGGGUCUAGCUCUCCUAAGAUGUCUUUCUCGACGAUCUCCUUACCUUACCGAGUCUCCGAGGAAUAUCGUGGGCUCACCAACCGAGUCGAUCGAUGCUCGGGUUUGUUGGUGAGAAAGCGAAAUGUAAUUGUGGUCUCGAAGUGAGAGUGGAUAAAUUGGACGAUGAGGAACGGUCUCUACUUGUAACAAAAGCAAAGAUUUUGUUCGUCGUCCUGAUCUACUGAAGCCUUUAAAAUUCAGAUUCUUCGUUCCCCGGAAGUAAUCAGAGUGAUCUGUGAACAUAUCGUGACAACAAUAGUCUUCUAUCAGAUUUACGACGAUGGUGCUUCUCUUGGAUUAAUUAAUGUUUCACGACUAUUUCUUAAUUUCUAGAAAGUGUCUAUUAAAUUAGAAUUCUAGAUAAUCGGUUAGCGGAAGAUUUGCUUUUUGGUACUAUAAAUCCUGACUAUGUUGUUCGCGCUGUUAUUGCGAUAGAUGAUAGCUGACAAAGCGGGACCGACUCCACAAGCACGCUGAAAGUGAUCUCUUCCUACAAGGUAUUAUGGAACCAAUGUUUAUCAAUUAACGCAAUUUAGAGUAGACACGCGCGAACCAAAUCGUGCGACAAAGAUGGACAAUGAGGAUCAUCAGGAUGAUCCGAAGACCGAUGAAGAGAUGAAGGAGUAAUUAAUUAAUAGAGAAGUACAUACACGACCGGCGAUCUUUUGCCGAGAGUACUUAUAGUCUUCUAUACAUGGACACAGUAUUAUACCGGUCGUGCGCGUGUGUGUGCAUUUUAAUUAUUCGUACCUACCAAAGCGAGAGCAUUUCCCGUUUACGCGCGCAUGUUCCCAUGAGAUUCGUUUGCGACGGCAAUGUAACGGGCUUACUAAUUAGCUUAGCGGCCAAGUUUUCCGAAGUUUAUAUAGUCGCGGCCAGUACUUGAUUCCCGCCGAGCUUUAAACGCCGAAUUAAUUUAGAUCCGACAGUGAAUGCAGGCGAAUCUAGAUUUUCUCUUUUUACGAGGAUAUAUUUUAUCAAAAAAUGACCAUGGUUGACUGAAUCGCCUUUCUCUGUCUACAUUAUUAUUUUAGUUGAGAGAGAGAGAGAGAGAGAGAGAGAAUUAAAGUUAAAAUUUAUCGACGAAGAGAUUGAAGAAGUUGACUUAAAAUUGAUAGUAGGAAAAACAACGGUAAGUUUUCUCUGAUCAAAAUGUUAUACGUUCUGUAGAAAUAUUUGCGUAAGUUUCUUCCAAUAUAUAUAAGAUUUUUAUUUGCGGUAAAAUAUUUUUCGAACUCCUCUGAUCCUUCCGAACUCAUCUGCGAAAUCAUCGGAUUACAAGUAAGCAUCAUGAAAGACGUAGCUCGGCCACAGUGUUUAUCGUCGCAUACCCGACACGGCAAACAUUACCGUUCGCAACGCGUCGCGAGAUCCAAGCAAACAACACAAUUCCGUACCUAUAUGUGUAAGGAUGUUAUAUAUAAAUAUACAAAAGAGAACAAAAAAAAAAGAUAUAUAUGUAUACGCAGGUACAUGUAUAUGUUACGAGAUUAGAUUAUAUAUCUAUGUAUAUGGCUGCAGAAGCAAAAGUUACCAUAGCUAACGUCAAUGUUUAGGGCGAAUGUUCGUGAAAUGGAUGGAGGCUGGGCCUCUCGCGAAACGAGUCUAAGAAAUUAAUUAACCAAUAUGCGGGAGUGCAUAUACUGCGAAAGACACACACAUACACAUAUACACGCACACACGUACAUUUAUACGUACUACACACGAGAUAGGUAUGUGCACAUGCGGUCGCGAUUGCAUACCCGUGUUUAAUGUACGAAACGGUGCAGGUGGCUGAUGAUACUCCGCGGUUGCCCCUGUUGUAAACGUGAUGUGGUGGGCACGAGGGGAUGUGACGCAUCGCAAAGAGUGAAAUUCUAUCUGUGUCAAUCUCUCUUUCAACGAUGUACCAAUGAAUAUUCCGAAAAUAAAGUUUAAUCGUUUUC
Monomorium pharaonis (pharaoh ant) is the source of this 8243-nucleotide messenger RNA. Its product is annotated as atrial natriuretic peptide receptor 1. The coding region runs from base 2304 to 6287 and encodes 1327 amino acids. NCBI's taxonomy places the organism in Eukaryota, Metazoa, Arthropoda, Insecta, Hymenoptera, Formicidae. Gene Ontology annotation, cellular component: membrane; extracellular region. The record is from RefSeq and is a predicted model, not a curated record. The transcript has 22 exons. Gene Ontology annotation, biological process: receptor guanylyl cyclase signaling pathway; cGMP biosynthetic process; protein phosphorylation. Gene Ontology annotation, molecular function: ATP binding; guanylate cyclase activity; hormone activity.